Messenger RNA from Lagopus muta (rock ptarmigan), 4430 nucleotides. RefSeq names its product sphingomyelin synthase 1 (gene SGMS1). The record is from RefSeq and is a predicted model, not a curated record. NCBI's taxonomy places the organism in Eukaryota, Metazoa, Chordata, Aves, Galliformes, Phasianidae. Gene Ontology annotation, biological process: ceramide biosynthetic process; sphingomyelin biosynthetic process. Gene Ontology annotation, molecular function: protein binding; sphingomyelin synthase activity; ceramide cholinephosphotransferase activity. Gene Ontology annotation, cellular component: Golgi membrane; endoplasmic reticulum membrane. Bases 1903 to 3144 code for a protein of 413 amino acids. The transcript is spliced from 6 exons.
GGGCCAGCUACACGAGAGCAGUCUUAAUCUCCUUCUGCCUACAGAUAUGUUUUCCGUAUCUGAGUUUGAUGUGUACAACCCUGAGCAGUUUACUACUGGAUAAAGAGGGAAUGUGGGCUCAGAAAUCAGGCCAAGGAAAGCUAUACCAGAAAUGAUGCUAAAUCUUUUUGUUCUCUUUUUCUGAAAUUUUGACUCUUGGGGCUUGGAGGCUUUUUGAUCUGGUUCUUCUGGGCUGGACUUCAAAAAUAGUGUAUUUUAAAUAAAAUAUUUAUUUCUCUAAUGAGAUAUGAAAACAUAUUUUAGGUUUGCUUUCUAAGCACACAAACCCAGUUUUCUUUUGCAUAGGCUGGAGCUCAGAGAAGGGCAGUCAGGAGGAAGCAGCUGUUGUGGUGUGGAUGCUAUCUAGUAUAUGUCCAGGACCAAGACCAAAUAUUAAUAAAUAUGACAAUUAACUGAUUAAGCCUUCAAUGUGGGCUUUAGUUUUGCUGUACUUUCUGCUGAUUUUCAUUUCCCCGGUCUGCAUGACCGUUUUUACAAAUGUGCUGGUGUAGGCAUUUAGAGCUCCGUUACCAUUGGUCACAAGACUGCUCUUGGCUUCCCCAGGCAAAACUUCCGUUCUGUUUUGAUAAAUAUGUGGUGGUUUUUGUUUUGUUUCUUCUUUUUCUUUUUUCUGUUUUUAAUUCUUGCCGCUACACUACUUGGAUUCCCAGAGCCUCACCACAGAUCUGGCUUCCUGACAAUAACUGACUUCUAGGUAUUCAAAGCAGGCCAAAAAGAGGCAGCCCAAAUCACCUCAGCUUGGUUAACCAAGCCAAAACAUGGAACACUUGACAAACGUUUUGCCUCUUUUCCUUCUUACCUUCUUAUUUCCAUCCUUUUGCUCUGUGAUGUGCUCUCCCCAUUUCUGUGCCUUGGGGUAAAAUGAUGCUUUUUCUGCCUUUUUCGAUGUUUCAUCUGUUUUCCCUUUGAGGUCUCCUGUUGUCUCUAUGCAGACACAAGAAGGUUUGUACAGUUUCAAGAGGCAGGGAAGUAUCACUGUGUGCAUUUUAGUACUGGUGUUAGCUCCAAGGUUGCGUGAGGACAUGGACUCUAUUUCUAGCUCUGCCCUACCUCUGCCUGACCCAGAUCCCAACAUGCAGCACGGACGUGGUUCAGCUCUGGUGGAGACAACGGCCAACACUUGGAGCUGCCCGAGUGCAGCUCCAAGCUGCACUCUGUCCAGAGAGCACAUGAGCCAGGUUUGAGUGGGGUCCGUGGGGGCUUUCUUCUGAGGUAGUGCAGAAGUGACGGGUGCUGUGGACGGCUUUGGUACUGCUAUAGAAGUCUUUGCUGAAGAAUUAAAGAUCCCAGUGUCAAAGUAGGUGUACCCAUGUGUGAGGUAAGCUGUUAGAAUUGCAAAACAGAGUUCUUAGAAGUUGAAUUUAGAUUUUUUUUUUUUUUUUUUUUUUUUUUACCAGUGAAAAUGAGCUCUGGGGGAAGGUGGGUUGUUGUUUGCAUCUUUUUUGUACAAAAUUAAAAGCAUAUGAGUGGGGGGAUUAGAAGAAUGGUUUCCAGUUGCAGUCAUUCGGAAAAGGCUAAUAUUUAUCCCAUUUCUGCUGCAGGUGUUGCAGUUCUUAAGAACUUGAAUGUCUGUGCUGUGGCAUGCAUUACAAAAUGGCAUACACACUUGGACCAUCCUUCCAGAAGAAGAAUGCCAACAUGAAUAUGAAGUGAACAGUUUGCUGCGCUUGCCACAGCACCUGGGUGCUCACAUCAAAUGGUCAGAGACAGGGACUUGUCUCCUGCCAAACUGCUUCCUCGGACAAGAUGAAGCCAAGGAGGAGCCUUCUGAUGUGCUGGAGCCGCAGUGACUGCUGCCCACUUUAAAAUCGAUGUAAGACUGUGCUCCGGCUGCCUGGCAGGAUGAAAGAAGUGGUGUCGUGGUCACCUGAGGAGGUGACAAAUUGGCUCAUGGAAAAUGCUGUGCCGGAGUACUGUGAGCCAUUGAAAAGCUUCACCGGGCAGGAUUUGAUCAACCUGACGGAGGAGGAUUUCAAGAAGACGCCUCUCUCCCGAGUGUCGUCCGACAGCGGCCAGCAGCUCUUGCACAUGAUCGAGGCUUUAAAAAUGGCUCAUCACAUAGAGGCUCACAAAAAUGGGCAUGUCAACGGGCACAUCCGUGUCAGUGUUAACAGCACCGCACAUGAAAAUGGCUUGAGCAGUAAAACAAAGCUGAACGGAGUGCCAAAUGGUUAUAAGAAGGAGAUGAUAAAGAUCCCCAUGCCAGAGCCAGAGCGCUUGCAGUAUCCCAUGGAAUGGGGCAAAACUCUCCUGGCUUUUAUUUAUGCACUUUUUUGUUUCAUCUUUACCACAGUGACUAUCUCAGUUGUUCACGAACGAGUGCCUCCCAAGGAGGUGCAGCCUCCCCUACCAGAUGCAUUUUUUGAUCGUUUUGAUCGGGUGCAAUGGGCCUUUUCUAUUUGUGAAAUUAAUGGCAUGAUCCUUGUAGGACUGUGGUUUGUUCAGUGGCUGCUGUUAAAAUACAAGUCUAUAAUUGGCAGAAGGUUUUUUUGUAUAGUUGGCACACUAUACCUGUAUCGGUGUAUUACAAUGUAUGUAACUACACUCCCAGUACCUGGAAUGCAUUUCAAGUGUUCUCCAAAGCUUUUUGGAGACUGGGAAUCUCACCUGCGAAGGAUAAUGAAGCUGAUAGCUGGCGGAGGAUUGUCCAUCACAGGAUCCCACAACAUGUGCGGCGACUAUCUGUACAGCGGGCACACCGUCAUAUUAACUCUCACAUACUUAUUUAUCAAAGAGUAUUCCCCACGGCGACUCUGGUGGUAUCACUGGCUUUGCUGGACACUCAGCAUGGCUGGGAUGUUCUGCAUCCUCCUUGCUCAUGACCACUACACUGUGGACGUGGUGGUGGCUUACUACAUCACUACAAGACUUUUCUGGUGGUAUCACACAAUGGCCAACCAGCAAGUGCUAAAAGAAGCUUCCCAAACCAACCUCCUUGCAAAGGUCUGGUGGUACAAGCCUUUCCAGUACUUUGAAAAGAAUGUCCAAGGAAUUGUACCUCGCUCCUACCACUGGCCCUUCCCCUGGCCGGUGCUGCACCGGGGCAGGCAGGUGAAAUACAGCCGGCUGGUGAAUGACACAUAGCAGCGUGUUGGUGGACAGAGGGGGAAAGGGCCCGUCCCAAGUGCUAAGAACUCCAUGCAAGAAGAUGCCAUAAAAAAAAACAACAAAGCAACCCCAACCCCUCCCUAACCCUUUCUUUUAACAGCUCCCUUGACUUAACCUAUUCAGUUACCUGGUAAGCACUGUGAUCUUUUUUUUCCUCUCCAAAGGAUCUGCGUUGGACAACAAUAAAGAGAAUUUAACUUAUCACGCACUGUUAUACAUUUCUUGUUAAUAGAUUUGGGAUUUCCAUUACCCAUCACCGUGUUCCUUUGUAUAUGAUGCGACAGCAUAAAUGAAAGCUUUUAUACCAUAAGUUCUGGUCUUUCCAGUCACGUCUGGGAAUAAUGCGUAUUAUUUUCUUGGGAAAACAUACUUUUCAUAUCUCUUGCCCCAAAGAUUGGGCUGUAAGCCAUUUUCUAGCUAAUGACUCUAUGAAGGUUUCUGAUACCUGCCUCGGGUAAAUCGAGAAAUCUUUCUACCUGUUGCACCGCGAUACAAGCGAGAUGAUAGACACAGGAAGGUUUGCUAAUCUUGGUUUUGUAGAAUCUGCAGUGACUGUGUCAAAAAGUGCAAAAAAAAAAAAAAAAGAAAAAAAAAAAGUUGUAAAGUGAUUUUCUAAGUAUUUCCUAACUUUAUUUUUCAAAAUGUGUAUGAAAAUUAAAUUUGAAAAGAUUUUUACAUGUCAGAGAAUAGAGAGUUAAAAUUUAAAGAAAAUGCUUCUUGGGAGAGAGAGAUUUGUCUAUGUUUCUAGUGCCUUUCUUGUCUUGAUUGUAUGGUCAGUAGGCAGUCUUAAAUGUUUUUAUUUAAAAUAAAGUAUUCCAUGAAAGCAGAAAUAUAUAUACUGUAUAAUUACUAAUUUUUGCAUUUAUAGCUAAAUUAAACUGGAAAUUUGCUUAUAAUGUUGAAAUUGCCAUGGGUAGGGAUAAACCAAAAAAGAAGGGUCAGAUCUUGUUCACACAUUGUGAGCAGAUCGUACUAAAAGAAAUUACUUUAUUGUCUACUUGGUAGCUGUGUUUUAAUAAGAAAACAGCCAUGAAUUCCUGUUUUUUAAGAAUUUUACAAAUGAUCACUGAGUGAACUACAAAUGGUUUCUCCAUCCCAUAUUGAGCUGUUGUUGGAAAAACAACAAAGAUAAUCUAUUUCUUUAAAAUAUUUGUGCAGAAACUGCAUGUAACUAUAAGUUUCACUCCUACCAUACAUACUGUAUGUCUGGGGAAGUAUUCUAUCCUAAACUUGCCAAUGUGCAGAACAAAAUAGUUUUUUUU